AUGCAGGUUUGGACCGAGGCAUACGUUCGGCACCAUCCGAACCUCCCACCUUUUGGGUCAGCACCUUUUGGGUCAGCAACAACCUUUGGAGCUAAGUUGACAGGAGGGGGCAUAGGAGCAGCAGCAGCAGCAGCAGCAGCGUCAGCACCAGCGGCAGCAGAGGCUGUGGGCACGGGAGCAGCAGGAGGAAGUGCGUUGGGGAGGGUGGGAGCGGGAUUUGGAUCGCCCCAUGCUGCUCCACCAGCUGCUGCCCCCUCUGCUUCCCCCUCUGCUCCCCCUCCGUUGUUUGGUAGGGCAGGCAGCAGUUUUGGUGGGGCAGGCAGCAGUUUUGGUGGGGCAGGCAAUACUUUUGGUGGGGCAGGCAAUACUUUUGGUGGGGCAGGCAAUACUUUUGGUGGGGCAGGCAAUACUUUUGGUGGGACAGGCAAUAUAUUUGGUGGGGCAGGCAAUGCCUCUGGUGUACGAGGUGGUGAUGAGAAAAGCACAGUAGCAAUCGAUGGUGGUUGGAAGGCUGCUGGUGCUGCUGGCGCUGUGGGGCUUGGGUGGAGUGCAGGAGGGCUUGGGUUAAGAAGCGGGGGUGCUGCAAGUGCGAGAUUUGGAGGAGGAGCAGGAAAGACUGAAGGGGGAAGUGGGGGAGGGGGACAAGGAACAGGGUCGGGUGGGUUUGGAGCGACCACAGGAGGCUUUACAGCAGGAGGAUUUGGGGCAGGGAGCGUUGGGUUUGGGGCAGGGAGCGGUGGGUUUGGGGCAGGGAGCGGUGGGUUUGGGGCAGGGAGCGGUGGGUUUGGGGCAGGGAGCGGUGGGUUUGGGGCAGGGAGCGGUGGGUUUGGGGCAGGGAGCGGUGGGUUUGGGGCAGCCAGCGGUGGGUUUGGGUCAGCCAGUGGUGGUUUUGGGGCCGGCACUGGCGGUUUCGGGGCAGGUGGCGGUGGUUUGGGGGCAGGCAGUGGUGGUUUUGGGGGAGGUCCUGUGGGAUUUGGCACAGCUGCUGGCGGCAGUUCAAGUGGGUUUGCUGGUGGCCUUGGAAGCACAGUGCAGAAGUAA
Messenger RNA from Closterium sp. Yama58-4, 1041 nucleotides. The record is from the annotation of a GenBank genome assembly. Lineage: Eukaryota; Viridiplantae; Streptophyta; Zygnematophyceae; Desmidiales; Closteriaceae.